AUGCGUCUUGUAAUUUUUGAAUUACGCGCCUUACAAAUGUGUCUUGCUGUAAAAUACAAAAUUUCACAUAUCGGACUUGAAAUGCCAUCUGCAGACCAAAGCUGUGACGGACAAGGGCUUACUUUACAAGCUUGGGAUAGAAUAUUCAGUGACCCCAAUCUGUCUGUGAAUUCACUUCGACAUCGUGCCGUGGUAGGCAAUGUGUGUCAACAAGGAUUGAGGUCGGUGUGUUGGAAGCAAGAGACUAACAAUUUCUUACAUCAGAUCUUUCUUGACUAUUUCCCCAGCCUUGAGGUAUCCUCUUGGUCAGUAAUACAAAGAGAAAGACGCCAAUACUAUGCCGACCUUAGACAACAACAUAUCGACGGUCCUACCGAGAAAAUGACAAAUAAGACCGACAGUCAAGAAGAUUUAACAGACAAUAAUCCUCUUGCGCUAAACGAGAGCAAUCCAUGGCAGCAAUUCUUUGCCGACUCUGAAAUCCGAAAGAUCAUUCGUCAAGAUGUUGACCGAACAUUUCCAGAUGUUGAAUAUUUUCGCUCAGAAGAGACUCAGCAGCGUAUGACAGACAUAUUGUUUAUCUAUUGCAAGAUAAACCACGAUGUAUCCUACAGACAAGGCAUGCAUGAGUUGCUAGCACCUUUGUAUUGGAUCAUAGAUAAAGACAGCAUUGACCUGUCCGAGAAUGGAGAUGAUCUUACUAGUGUAUCAGAACCAGCAACAAAGAUCAUGAUGCAGGUCCUCAACUCAACUUACGUUGAGCACGACGCCUAUCUGUUGUUUGAGAGAAUGAUGAAAUACGCUAAACCUUGGUACGAAUUCAAUGACGAUGUACCCAGCAGACCUGGUAGUCGAUCAAAAAAUGUUCCCUUGAACCCUAUAGUAAUAGCAUGUCGUCGUAUUCAACAUGAAUACCUUCAGGCUAUUGAUCCACCUCUUUACAAACAUUUGGAGAGUUUUGGAAUCGAGCCCCAACUGUAUGGAAUCCGUUGGUUGCGUCUACUGUUCGGAAGAGAAUUUGACAUAAACGAUCUCUUGAAACUGUGGGAUGCCAUAUUUGCACAAGAUCCAACCCUAAAGAUUGCUGAAUACAUAUGUCUUGCUAUCCUAUUAAGAGUCCGAGACAAGUUGAUAAAUCAUGAAUAUGCCGAAUGUCUCACUCUUCUCAUGAGACCCUCGCAUCUAUCUGGCCCUGCAUCUCUUGUGGAGCAAGCAAAGUAUUUGCAGGAAAAUCUGUCUGAAGAUGCAGCCCUGCACAUAUUGAGGCAGAAUGAUGUCCGCGCCGGUAAAGAACCGCGCGACUCCCUUUGGGACGGAGUUCGUGUAGUCAAGGCAGACACCAAUUCUCGGAUAGCCCCGAACCGGCUUGAUCAGCGCAGAUCACAGGGAGCCAACCUGGAUGGAUUCUCAAGUCUGACGCGAGGUGUUAUGAAAAGUCCUCAUGUGCGUGAAAUCAACAAGGCCAUUGCAGGAGUAAUGGGAACUGUGCAGAAGAACGUCAAUAUUAUUGGAGACAAUAUGCUGGGAAGGUCAGUUUCAGAAGUACAGAGUCCUACCUCUCGAAGACGUCAGACAGUACCUUCAGAAUUCCCAGCUGGUAUUGACCGACUUGCCGCUACAGGAUCCUUCCAUACCCAUGACUCUCAAAACACCUCUCCUGAAAACAGACGACGAAAGGAAAGCGAUGAAUUGGCUAGACUUCAGGCCACCAAUCGACAGAUGGCUGACCUGAUGGCCAAAUGUAUCGAUCUUAUGGAGAAAGAACUGUUCUCUAAUUCGCCCGAACAAGUAAUUUCAAAGGAAACCACAGAUGAAACGUCGGAAGAUGUGGAUCAGAAUAACAAUAACAAUAACAAUAACAGUAGUAAUAGUAAUAGUAAUAACACUAGUAAUAGCAAUAGCAUUAUUAUUAGUGGUGGUAGUGGUGAUAGCUUACAAGAAGAAGAUAAAUCAACAAACAAUGAUAUUGUACCAAAAGAUCUCAUACAGCAAGAUAAAGAAGCAAGAGAAGAAGGAGAAGGAGAAGGAGAAGGAGAAGGAGAAGGAGAAGAUAUCUUGUCCAAAGAUAACGAGGAUCUGAGCUCAAGUCGGUACAGCCAAAAGUCAAAAGCAUCGUCAAAGGCAUCAACAUCUUCAAGUGUAUCGUCAAAGCCGGAUGAGGUGUCUCUUACCAUGGCUCUUGCCGGUCUCAAGCAUAUACGAGAUGUAUUGAGUGGCAAGCAGAUCCAAUUUGAUCCUAGUGCAGUCAGUCUCCUUGGCAAACGAAAUGAUCAAAGCUCACCCGACUGGAGAUGGGAUCUUGUGGAGCACGAAGAGGCUCUUGAAGACAAGAGCCAGACACCUCUUGUCAACAACAACAGUAUUAUUGCUCCUACAACCUCAUACUCCUCAUACUCCUCAUCUUCUUAUACCUCCCCUUCUUAUUCAAACACCGCAAUUGCAACUGCCACAUCUACAUCCACAUCCACAUCCACAGCUGUAAAUUCAACCACAACAGCACAAUCUUACUCCCAGCCACAAGCUUAUUUACAGACAAAGCCUUUGCCACCCAUAAAUAUGACCAUGCCUGACAUCAAGGCCCUUCCUCCAGUAAACUACAUCCCUACUAAUCCGCCACCUCCGAAACCACAAGUUGUCUACCGCAUCGAAGACCUUUUGUCUGAUCCAGCACUUCAGCCAGUCUUGCCAAGAUCAUUUCAGAAUCCAAAGUUCCAAUGGAUCUUGCAAGGAGAUUCUAACAGCAAUAAGGAUAACGAUGGCGAUAACAACAAUGAAAAUGAAAAUGAAAAUAACAAGAGCAAGAGCAAGAACAGCACCAAUAAUAGCAACAAUACUCCAUCAUCUCCUAAGCCAGAUUUCAUCCGGGCCAUGUCAUCGCCGUUGUCGUCGUCUUCAUUAUCAUUAUCAUCACCUUCUGCUUCCGACCUGUUCAAUCUGACUGUUGAUUCGACUCCAAAGACUCCAAAGAAACGCAGCAGCUUCACAUUUAGUCGCACGGUUGAAGCAACCAGUAUAUCUGCUCACACAAUGGAUCCAUUGGAUGCCAAGAAUGUUGAUAAGAGAAAGGCAUACGAUUAUGAUAUGUUUUAACAACCUUUUUAUUUCUUUCUUUCUCUUUAAAAUAAAUAAAUAUACAUAUCGAAUCCUGUAUUGUU
Messenger RNA from Phycomyces blakesleeanus NRRL 1555(-), 3155 nucleotides. RefSeq lists its product as hypothetical. The record is from RefSeq and is a predicted model, not a curated record. The transcript is spliced from 11 exons. Gene Ontology annotation, biological process: activation of GTPase activity. NCBI's taxonomy places the organism in Eukaryota, Fungi, Mucoromycota, Mucoromycetes, Mucorales, Phycomycetaceae. Gene Ontology annotation, molecular function: GTPase activator activity. Bases 1 to 3090 code for a protein of 1029 amino acids.